AUGGUAUCCAGUCAACAAGAGAGGCCCCGGCGUCCGAUCCGAAUUGGAAAUGCGUCAGGGGCGAUCGGUGAUGGGAUAGACCAAGUCUUCCGCCUUGCUUCGUCCGGCGAUGUGGAUGCCAUCACUGCCGAUUACCUCGCUGAGUUCAACAUUGCCUGGAAGGCCAUCGAGCUGCAGACAAAUCCAGAGCUUGGCUAUGAACCCAACUUUCUGGAGCAGCUUGCAUGGGAGAAUGGGGCGGGCGCGAAAGCAGUUGCCCGCAACAAGGUGAAGGUGGUCCAUGACGGUGGCGCUCUGAAUCCCAAGGGCUUGGCCAAGAAAGUAGAUGAAUACUUCAAGUCUUUGGGUAUUUCAGACGUCAAAGUAGCCUGGAUCGAGGGAGACAAUGUGACCGAGCAGGUCAAAAGCAACAAGUUGGUCAAUCUUCAACAUCUCGACCAAAACGGUAUCACAUUCAGCAACAGCGACGAUGCACCUACACUUGCAGCGAAUGUCUACACAGGCCAGGAAGGCAUUGUGAGAGCGCUGGAAGCUGGGGCAGAUAUUGUGAUAUGCGGGCGAUGCUGCGAUGCCUCCCCUGUCAUGGGUUUGGCGACUUGGUGGCACAGUUGGGGCCCCUCCGACUACGAUCCUCUAGCUGGAAGUCUCAUGGCCGGCCAUCUGAUCGAAUGCGGUGCUUAUGUGACUGGCGGGAACUACUGUGGCGCUAUGGAAGUUCCUGAGCUCCAUCAUGUCGGAUAUCCCAUCGCGGAAAUCUCCUUCGAUGGAAGCACCGUCAUCACCAAAUCUGAUGGAUCCAACGGCGCGGUGACGGUGGACACCUGCACCGCUCAACUUCUCUACGAGAUCCAAGGCCACCGGUAUCUAAACCCUGACGUGACGGCCUUCAUUGGGCAAGCGAAGCUGGCGCAGAUCGGUCCCAACCGUGUGAGGCUAUCAGGGAUAGCUGGGCUUCCUCCCCCGGAAACAUCCAAAGUAGCUAUUUGCCAGCUGGGCGGUUAUCAAGCCGAGAUAUCUGCCUAUGCUGCUGGGCUCAACACAGACUUCAAGUUCAAUCUCAUGAAAAACCAGGUCCUUGGGCGAGUGAACAUGGCAGACUUUUCAACUUUCAGCAUCGAAAAGUACGGCAGCUCCCUCCCCGACCCUCGAUCUCAAAAAGAGUGUACUGUUCAGAUUCGCAUGUUUGCCCAGAGCCCCAACAAAGAGGCAUUCUCCCAGUUUCGGAGGGCAAUCUUCUACAACGGCAUGCAGGGAUAUUGCGGGCUACAUCUUGGAAUGGAUUGGAGGACCAUGGAGCCGAAGCCUUACGUCAGGUAUUUCCCUGCAUUGAUCGACCGAAGCUCCCUGCCAGAUCUUUCUGUCAAGUUUGUGUCUGGAGAAGUCUUUGCUGUUCCUUCAAGGGGACCGCUGAUAAAAUCUGCUACUCUGUUACCAAGCCCAGAACAAUCGCAUCCCUCUGUGUUUGACACAAGCGAUGCCCACGCCAUGGUCGUCAGGCCAUUGGGUGACCUUUUCUUUGCCCGCAGUGGCGACAAAGGAGGUAACGCGAAUGUUGGCUUCUGGGUACGCUCAGAGAAGGCCUACCCUUGGGCAAGAAAGUUUCUGGCUUCUGCCAAGCUGGUCGAGCUGCUUGCGGAUGAUUGGGAUGACAGGUACACUGUUGAGCGAUGUGAGUUUCCUCAUGUACGGGCGGUACACUUCGUCAUCAAAGGCAUCCUGCAAGAAGGCGUCAGUAGCAGUAGUGUCUUGGAUGGGUUUGGAAAAAGUAUAGGGGAGUUUUUGAGAGCAAGGAGGGUCGAAUUGCCCGUAGAUCUAGUGCAGGACGAGGACAACAGGAGAAAGCGGGAUGAAUCUCUAUGCGGCAUCAUCCUUCUGGGCCUCGUCACGUUCUACCACCUGCUCCUGCUCGAUAUCACGCUUCACCUCGACAGACUCCUCCUCAGCACGCUUAGCCUGGUCCAUCUCCUCGCGCUUGGCAAACUCCUCCUCCUCGCGCUUGACGAAGUCGGACUCCUCACGCUUCUCGGGCACCUCCUCCUCGCGCUCGUAGAGAUCAUCCUCAUCGCGCUCGUAAAGCUCGUCGUCGAAUUCGCGCUCGAACAGCUCGUCAUCGAACUCACGCUCGAACAACUCGUCGUCGAAUUCACGCUCAAAGAGAUCCUCCUCGUCAAAGUCGCGCUCAAAAAGGUCCUCAUCGAACUCAUCACGCUCGAAAAGAUCCUCCUCGUAGUCACGCUCCCAGAGAUCAUCCUCAUCGCGCUCAUACAGGUCCUCAUCAUCUCGCUCAAACAGCUCAUCGUCGAAAUCGCGCUCGUACAAGUAGUCCUCGUCGAAGUCGCGCUCGUACAGCUCAUCAUCGAAAUCGCGCUCGAAGAGUUCAUCCUCGAAGUCACGCUCGAAAAGCUCGUCAUCAAAGUCGCGCUCAUAGAGCUCAUCUUCGAAAUCACGCUCAUACAGAUCCUCCUCAUCACGCUCAAACAGCUCGUCAUCGAAUUCACGCUCGAACAGCUCAUCAUCGAAGUCUCGCUCAAAGAGCUCGUCAUCGAAGUCACGCUCGAACAGCUCAUCGUCGAAGUCGCGUUCGUAGAGCUCGUCAUCGAAGUCUCGCUCAAAGAGCUCAUCAUCGAAUUCACGCUCGAACAGCUCGUCAUCGAAGUCACGCUCGAAGAGCUCGUCAUCAAAUUCACGCUCGAAGAGCUCAUCGUCGAAGUCGCGUUCGUAGAGCUCAUCAUCGAAGUCUCGCUCAUAGAGUUCAUCAUCGAAGUCACGCUCGAAGAGCUCAUCGUCGAAGUCGCGUUCGAAGAGCUCAUCGUCGAAUUCACGCUCGAACAACUCAUCGUCGAAGUCACGCUCGUAAAGCUCGUCAUCGAAGUCGCGCUCAUAGAGUUCAUCAUCGAAGUCACGCUCGAAGAGAUCAUCUUCAAAAUCGCGUUCGUAGAGCUCGUCGUCAAAGUCGCGCUCAUAGAGUUCAUCAUCGAAGUCACGAGUAUAGAGAUCAUCCUCGAAAUCGCGUUCGUAGAGCUCGUCAUCAAAGUCACGUGCGUAGAGUUCAUCCUCGAAGUCGCGCUCGUAAAGCUCGUCAUCGAAGUCACGCUCCUCAAUGUCAUCCUCAAGGGCACGGGCAAACACGUCCUCAACGGCUUCGAGAACAUCGCGCUCGUAAAGAUCCUCAUCGCGGGUGUAAAGACCAUACUCUUCCUCUUCGAAGGCUCGGCGCUCAAGUUCGCCACGGACAGCCUCGAGGACAUCACGCUGGUCACGCUCGUAGAGCUCGUCGUCAAAGUCGCGCUCGUAGAGAUCAUCUUCGUAGAAGUCACGCUCCUCAAGCUCGUCGUCGAAGUCACGAGCGUAAAGAUCAUCUUCAAAAUCGCGCUCAUAAAGCUCAUCAUCCUCGAAGAAGUCGCGCUCAUAGAGCUCGUCAUCGAAAUCGCGCUCGUAGAGAUCGUCUUCGUAGAAAUCACGCUCCUCAAGCUCGUCGUCGAAGUCGCGCUCAUAGAGGUCAUCCUCGUAGAAGUCACGUUCCUCAAGCUCGUCGUAGAAGUCACGUUCCUCGAGCUCGUCAUCGAAGUCGCGCUCGUAAAGCUCGUCGUCGAAGUCGCGCUCAUAGAGAUCAUCCUCGUAGAAAUCACGUUCCUCAAGCUCGUCGUAGAAGUCACGCUCCUCGAGCUCAUCAUCGAAAUCGCGCUCAUAAAGCUCGUCGUCGAAGUCACGCUCGAAGAGGUCGUCCUCAUAAGAACGGCGGGCAAGCUCAUCCUUGAUGGAGUCAAUCAGGAACUCGCGCUUGGCAAUGUAGGCCUCCUCAUCGUCAAAGUCACGCUCGAGGAGGAGGUCAUCCUCAUCGAAAGAUCGGAGGGCGAGUUCUUCCUUGACCUGGUCGAGGAAAUCACGCUCAAACAGUUCGUCGUCGAAGUCGCGGGCGUAGACAUCCUCGUCGUAGUCACGCUCGUACAGUUCGUCGUCGAAGUCGCGCUCAAAGAGGUCAUCCUCGUCGAAGUAACGUUCAUAAAGGUCAUCGUCGAAAUCACGCUCAAAGAGAAGAUCCUCGUCGUCGAAGUCGCGCUCAAAGAGCUCGUCAUCGAAGUCACGUUCGUCCAGAUCAUCUUCUUCACCGCGCUCGGCAAGUUCCACAACUUCCUCGCCGGCGAUAUCUCGCUUAGUAAAACCAAUGUUCUCCUCGGCGUCUUCGCUGCGCUCGUCCACAAACAUGGACUCGGAGGUCAUUCUCUUGCUGAGUUCUUCCUUGAUAGCGUCUCGGAGAACCUCAAGCUCGCGCUUGUCGUAUCCGUAGCAGACCUCGCCGGCGGCCUCGCAUCCACCACGUGGGGCGAGGUAUUCACGAGGCUCGAUGGGAGCAUCGCGCUUAGCCAGGUCACCGCCCUCCUCAACCUCAGAUCGAGGAAUGCCGGGGCAGGCCUCGAGAGUGCCGGUGCAUGA
This is a messenger RNA of Clonostachys solani, 4434 nucleotides long. NCBI's taxonomy places the organism in Eukaryota, Fungi, Ascomycota, Sordariomycetes, Hypocreales, Bionectriaceae. The record is from the annotation of a GenBank genome assembly.